UGGAGCGCCUCCUUCGUGCGCAACUCCCCACCCUUCCGCGGCGGCCGCUGCUUCUCUCGCUCUCGAAACGUCAGUGGGAAUUUCCAGCCAGGAAGGAAGUGAGAGCAGCAGCAGCAGCGGCGGCGGCGGCGGCGGCAGGGGAGGGAGAGAGGAGGUAACUCGCUGCGGAAGGGCAGCUGCUGCUGACAGGUCUGUGGGACGGAGCCACCCGGGCCGCUCUCCAAAACGAGGGGGAAAAUCCCCGCCGCGCUGCAGCUGCAGGGGAGGAGGACGAGGCGGCUGCUCCCGUCGGCCGCUCUGCUUCUCAGCCUGGUUUACAUGGCGCCGCGCUGACUCCUGCGAAGGCGGCGGCAAGCAAAGCGCAGGGCUGAGCUGCUGCCCGGAGCGGGGCUCGCCCCCCGCCGAAGUACCGGAGCGCGGCCAGCCUGGAGGAGAAGGGGGCCGAGCCGGAAUACGCUCCCGCCUGAGGCUCUUAAAAUGGCAGAAGAUGAUGCCUAUAUCAUGGGAGUAUCUGAUCAUCAAAUGUUUGCAAUGGAUCAGUUCAUGGGAGUGAAUGCACUAUUUAAUAAUACAGGUUUCAUUACCUCAGAUUUACCACUACGAACAGCAGAUGGACCAUAUCUUCAAAUCAUAGAACAGCCUAAACAGAGGGGGUUUCGUUUCAGAUAUGUGUGUGAAGGGCCAUCACAUGGUGGACUUCCGGGUGCUUCUAGCGAAAAGAACAAAAAAUCAUACCCUCAGGUCAAAAUCUUCAAUUAUGUUGGGCCUGCAAAAGUAAUUGUGCAGUUAGUCACUAAUGGAAAAAAUGUCCACCUGCAUGCCCACAGCUUGGUGGGUAAAUAUUGUGAGGAAGGAGUAUGCACAGUUAAUGCAGGACCUAAGGAUAUGGUAGUAGGGUUUCCAAACCUAGGGAUACUUCAUGUCACAAAGAAGAAAGUGUUUGAAACUCUGGAAGCACGAAUGACAGAUGCCUGUAAAAAAGGAUACAAUCCUGGGCUCCUAGUGCAUUCUGAACUCAACUAUAUUCAAGCAGAAGGUGGUGGAGAGAGACAACUAACAGAGAGGGAAAGAGAAAUCAUCCGUCAGGCAGCCGUUCAGCAGACUAAAGAGAUGGACCUCAGCGUGGUGCGACUCAUGUUCACAGCCUUCCUCCCCGACAGCACUGGCAGCUUCACAAGAAGACUUGAUCCUGUCAUAUCAGAUGCAAUAUAUGACAGCAAAGCCCCCAAUGCAUCCAAUUUAAAGAUUGUAAGAAUGGACAGAACAGCAGGAUGUGUGACAGGAGGAGAGGAGAUUUACCUUCUUUGUGACAAGGUUCAGAAAGAUGAUAUUCAAAUUCGUUUUUAUGAAGAGGAUGAAAAUGGUGGCGUAUGGGAAGGCUUUGGAGAUUUUUCUCCUACAGAUGUACAUAGGCAGUUUGCUAUUGUAUUCAAAACCCCGAAGUACAGAGAUGUCAAUAUCACAAAACCAGCAUCUGUUUUUGUCCAACUGCGGCGGAAAUCUGAUCUGGAAACAAGUGAGCCAAAGCCGUUUCUGUACUACCCAGAAAUCAAAGAUAAAGAAGAAGUUCAGAGGAAGCGACAGAAGCUUAUGCCUAAUUUUUCUGAUGGUUACGGUGGAGGCAGUGGUGCUGGAGGUGGAGGAGGUGGAAUGUAUGGAGGCGGAGGAAGUGGUGCUGGCUCAGGGUACGGUUACCCCUCCUAUGGGUAUUCUGCUUAUGGAGGCAUGCCUUUCCACCCAGGCACCACAAAGUCUAGUGCUGGAAUGAAACAUGGAAUUUCAAAUGAUAUGGCUGAACAGGAUGGGGAAAGCUGCAAUAAGCACGUCGACAAACCAGAUGUGAAACAUAACACGACAGUGGAAAUCACAGAGAGGAGGGAGUCCAGAGUUUGUAGUGGGGAUAAUAAGGAGGAGGAUGUUACUUUGUCAUGUACAGCUGGAGUAACUGAAGCAGAUUGUAGGUUAGAGGAUGAUCUAUUCCUGGAGAAGGCAAUGCAGCUUGCUAAACGUCAUGCCAAUGCUCUUUUUGACUACGCUGUAACUGGUGAUGUGAAGAUGCUACUAGCUGUUCAGCGACAUCUUACUGCUGUCCAGGACGAAAAUGGUGACAAUGUCAUUCACUUAGCAAUUAUCCACCUUCAUUCUGAGCUAGUGAGAAACCUCUUAGAAGUGGUGCUGGAUUUUAAUUUGGAUGACAUCAUCAAUAUGAGAAAUGACCUUUAUCAGGCACCAUUGCACUUGGCAGUUAUCACAAAGCAGGCAGAAGUGGUAGAGGACUUGCUGAGGGCUGGAGCUGAUGUCAGCCUUCUGGAUCGACAUGGCAAUUCUAUCUUGCAUCUAGCUGCCAAAGAAGGAGAUGAUAAGAUUUUAAAUAUACUCCUUAAGCAUGAGAAGACAUCUCCAAUGAUCAACUAUUCAAAUGGGGAAGGUCUCAGUGUGAUUCACAUGGCAGUGAUGGCAAAUAGCAUGCCUUGUCUCAGGCAGAUGAUUGCUGCUGGAGCUGACGUCAAUGCUCAGGAACAAAAGUCCGGGCGAACUGCCUUGCAUCUGGCUGUCGAACAAGAGAACAUCUCUUUGGCAGGCUGCCUUCUCCUUGAGGGUGAUGCAAAUGUUGACAGUACUACAUACGAUGGGACAACUCCACUUCACAUAGCAGCUGGAAGGGGGUCUACAAAACUGACAGCUCUUCUCAAAGCAGCAGGUGCAGAUCCUCACAUUGAGAACUUUGAGCCAUUGUUUGACCUAGAAGACAUGAGAGACAAAGACAGUGAAGAUGAAGGAAUCGUACCUGGAACGACACCUUUGGAUAUGGCCUCCAGUUGGGAGGUAUUUGACAUAUUAAAUGGAAAACCCUAUGAAUCAAAGUUGGCUUCUGAUGACUUACUGUUGCAAGGAGAUAUGAAAAAAUUGAAUGAAGACUCCAAGCAGCAGCUUUACAAGUUACUGGAAGUACCAGAUCCAAACAAAAACUGGUCUACACUGGCACAAAAAUUGGGUCUGGGAAUACUUAGUAAUGCCUUCAGGUUGAGUCCUACCCCAGCCAAAACUCUGCUGGAUAACUAUGAGGUUUCUGGUGGUACAGUGAAAGAGUUGGUUGAUGCCUUGAGACUAAUGGAUUACACAGAAGCAAUUGAAAUCAUUCAGAAAGUGCUCUCCAUCCCAUUAAACCAGUCUAGCAAUGAGGAUAAUGCUAUGAAGGCUCCGCCAUCGUCACCAUCUGCCUUUGCCACCAAAGAAGAGACAGGUGAACUUUAUAAUGUAAAAUUGCAAGACAAUGAAAGCAUGUGCGAUAGCGGUGUGGAGACCUCCUUCCGCAGACUUAGCUUCACUUACUCUGAGUCCCUUAACAGCAAGUCAUCGAUAACACUUAGCAAAAUGGCCCUGGGAUAUGGACAAGAAGGCUCAGUUCAAGGCAAAAUGUAACCAGUUAGUAACAUGCAAUUUUAUGAACCAAAAUAACAGUUAAAAAUAUGCUUGUAUAAUUCUCUCCAGCAGAAGUGAUUUUACAGCCAAAAGUGCACUGGAAAAUACCUGUCUGAAGUGUUCAAGAUUUGAAAACAUGACUCAUGAACAUUGCUUCUUUCUUUGUUUAAGUACUUUUAGUUUUGUUCAUUUACAAGCAGUAUAGUGUUACCAGAACCAGUAACCAGUGCCGCAUAGAACUGGAUGAUGUAACUGAAUGAGCUUUUCUGGUUGCCAGAAUUUUCUGUAUGGGAUGGACGUUGCUACUUCUUGAUAAUGUUGAACAUCAACUCACCGUUCAUAAAAGAUGUACUGCACACAGAGCAAUUGAGGAUGCAUCUUCUAGCAAUCCAUUCCCCAGUUAUACAGCACAGCUACAUGGAAAUGGGAGCUCAUACAACUCUUAAAAGAAUUCCGCUGAUGUUAAAGACAAAUUGUGGUUUUCUCAAAGUAGUCAUUGUUGCAAUUUUAAAAAAACUACAAAAAAGCGAUCAUGUAUAUUUCAGUGAAUGUAUUUAAAUUUAACUCUGGUGACUAUAAUCAUUCAAAGCUUUAAAAAGUUUGUCACUUUACUAUUGUAAAUAUUCUUUUUAGAUCAAUUCCUUUUACAGAGGAAAUCUGUGCUUUUUAAAUGCUUAUUUUUAUUUUACUUUUAUAAUAAAAACAAAAUUAAAUUAAAUCUUCCAUCCUCAUUGACCAUUUUGACUUCCCUUUGUAGAGUUUUAGAAAGAUGUGUGUCUUUCUAUUUUUUUCCUCUGUUCACCUUUUCAAUUAUAGGACCUGAGAGCAGAUAAUACAAGAUUAAUGUGAUUUUUUUUUUGCAUUAAAAAUAGCCAUGAGGCUGAAAACAAUUCCUCUUCAAGCAUUGCCCAUUUUUACUUGAGAAGUCAGGGGCCUGAGAUAUAGCUGAGCAGAGGUGCAGUGUGCAGGCUGUGGUUUGUAGUUUUGGAACUAUGGCCUCUAAUGCUAAUCCUCUUUACUCCCAUUUGUGUAUCUGUCCUGUUGAUUAAUAACAGUGAAAGAGAGUGCUCCACGGGAGGAUGUGCACACACUGCAAAGUAGGGCUCGCAUCUGCGGAGAGCCAUGCCUCGUGCUUUGAAUGAGGGGGAUAUAGGGAGGUGCAAGCCUGCAAUCACUGGGCUGCAAAGCCAGAGACUCCACAGCAGAAGAGAAGGAAAUGGGGAGGUAGAGCCCCAAUAGGG
Molecule: messenger RNA, 4664 nt
Organism: Gopherus evgoodei (Goodes thornscrub tortoise)
Lineage: Eukaryota; Metazoa; Chordata; Testudines; Testudinidae
Gene: NFKB1
Product: nuclear factor kappa B subunit 1
Exons: 24
Coding region: 478-3423 (981 amino acids)
Biological process (GO): canonical NF-kappaB signal transduction; innate immune response; regulation of transcription by RNA polymerase II
Cellular component (GO): cytoplasm
Molecular function (GO): protein binding; DNA-binding transcription factor activity, RNA polymerase II-specific; RNA polymerase II cis-regulatory region sequence-specific DNA binding
Source: RefSeq, a predicted model, not a curated record